AUGAAGUACCAACUUUUACUGGCUAAACGUUAUUUCAAGCUUAAAUUUUCUUGUGUUAUACCUUAUUUCCAGCUAUGUCGACUAAAGAAACCUUCCAAGUUGCCGCGGACUUCAGUUCCGGUAAUUCAACAGUGCUUUUCUAUAAUGAGUCAUACGGCAUCGGGCUAUUCGGACCUAAGCUUCCCCGCACCGCCGCCGUCGACGCCGGAUUUCUCUUUUGUCAAACACCAUUUGUCACCAAAGAUAGCUUCAGUUGACUGCGGCUGCCGAGCAAGAUCAUACAGAACUCAAUAUAUAUCCCCGGACGUUAGUUUUGAGUCAACUCGGUUGCAGAAGACGGAAAAAGCUCAGAGUUCUAAACUUCAAUGGAGAACAUAUGAAGCAUCGGCUUCUGAUGAGACUAAUGGGAAGCACAAAGUCAAUAGCAAGGAAAAGAAGAAGGUGAAAGUAAAGGCGAUGGCGACUGUGUCGUCAACUGAGAGUGGAUGUUUUAGUAGCGAAUUAGGUGGCGAAGAUGAAGAGACUGAAAUCCUAAUUUCUAAUUCAAGAAGCUUCUCUGACGGUUCAUCUUUUGAGUUGAAUCAAUCGUUGGCCGAGGAAGACUCUCCCACGGAAAUCAAGAGGAACAAGAAAAAAGUUAACGGUAAGAAGAUGAAGAGACUAGGAAGCUUUGGUUCAAAGAAAUACGAAGGAUCGUUAGCAGAGAACACUGAAACUCCAUGGAGAGGUUCGAUUCUGAAAAAGACGAUGAUGAUACCGCCGUGCAAGGCGGAAGAGAAGGUGGCGGAGAGCGUUGCGGUGGUGAAGAAAUCGGAAGAUCCUUAUGAAGACUUCAAGAGGUCGAUGCUGGAAAUGAUAAUGGAGAAACAUAUGUUUGAAGCAAGAGAUUUGGAGCAACUUUUGCAGUGUUUUCUUUCUUUGAAUUCAAAGCAACAUCAUCGGACCAUUGUGGAUGCUUUCACUGAGAUUUGGGAAGCUUUGUUCUGUGAUUACGCCAUGAAUGUCCAGUGAGAGAAAUAAGCAAUUGAAGCUUGCUUACCACUAGUUUGGAGCUGGUGAGGACUAAGACCUAAUUUCUCAUGAUAAUUAACGAUUCAUUACCGAAUUCUGAUAAUUUUAUGUUUGAUCUUUAAAGAGUUUGAUUGAAUUUCUCAAGUCACGUGAUCAAGAUCAAAGAUAAAUGAAACAGGCAACCUACAUGGAAGAAAG
Molecule: messenger RNA, 1209 nt
Organism: Hibiscus syriacus
Lineage: Eukaryota; Viridiplantae; Streptophyta; Magnoliopsida; Malvales; Malvaceae
Product: transcription repressor OFP7-like
Exons: 1
Coding region: 1-1011 (336 amino acids)
Biological process (GO): negative regulation of DNA-templated transcription
Source: RefSeq, a predicted model, not a curated record